UUGCAAACGACAGAGAGAGAAAUUCUCUUGUUGCUUUUCUCCGGAGGUGUAAACUUUCUUCUUCUUCUUCUUCUUCUUCUUUCUCUCUCUGUUUUUCAAUAGAAAACAAAGUACAUAUCAAUGGCUAAAGAGAAAGCUGAGAAAGAGAAGAAGCUGUUUGUCGGAGUUGUAUGGAACUACACAGCAGAGCUGAAGCUACUGCUAACAGCUCUGUUGAUCCUCUGCACAUUAGCCACUCUUCUCCAGUUCAUUCCGUCAAGGUUCACCAUCUCCACCUCUGAUCUUCGCUUCUGCAUCUCCCGGGUUCUUACUCCAGCCCAAACACAGUCCCAGGCCCAAGCCCCGGCCAACCAAGUCAUAGCAGCAGAGCUAGUCUCAGCACCAGCACCUUCUUCCCCACCACCACCGCCCCCGCCGCCACCGCCGCCUUCUGUUGAGUUAGACCAGGUGCUCAGCAAUGGCGUCAUUAAAAGAGCUUUCAACCCCUACGGCUCGGCGGCUUACAGCUUCGUCACCAUGGGUGCUUACAGAGGAGGCCUCAACACUUUUGCCAUUGUGGGUUUGGCCUCAAAGCCUCUUCACGUCUUCUCAAAUCCCAAAUACCAAUGCCAGUGGGUGCCCAAUCUCAAUUCAAGCCAACCCACUUCCACAGUUGGGUACAAGAUGCUCACAGAUUGGGGCUAUGGCCGAGUCUACACAGUCGUGAUUGUGAACUGCACUUUUGCUCAGCCCAUCAAUGUCGACAACUCCGGCGGAAAAUUGCUCCUUCUCGCCUCCACCGGCGGCGGCGGUGACCGAAGCUUCAACACCACCGACACAAUUGAGGCCUUGACUGAAGCACCGGGAAGUUUAAACACCGGUUUGUUCACUUCAAGGCCCAAGUAUGAUUACUUGUAUUGUGGGUCUUCUUUGUAUGGGAAUUUAAGUCCUCAGAGAGUGAGGGAGUGGAUUGCUUACCAUGUGAGGCUGUUUGGACCUAGAUCUCACUUUGUGAUUCAUGAUGCUGGUGGGAUUCAUGAGGAGGUGUUGGAGGUGUUGAAGCCAUGGAUGGAGCUGGGCUAUGUGACCCUGCAGGACAUUAGAGAGCAGGAGAGAUUUGAUGGAUAUUAUCACAACCAGUUCAUGGUGGUGAAUGAUUGCUUGCAUAGAUAUAAGUUCAUGGCUAAGUGGAUGUUCUUCUUUGAUGUUGAUGAGUACAUCUACAUGCCACCCAAGAGCAAUAUUAAGUCGGUGCUUGAUUCUCUCUCUGAUUACACCCAGUUCACCAUUGAACAGAUGCCCAUGAGCAAUAAGCUCUGCCUCUCUGAAGAUUAUCGCAAAACUUACAGGAAAUGGGGCUUUGAGAAACUUGUGUACAAAGAUGUGAAAAGAGGAAUUAGAAGGGACAGAAAAUACGCUGUGCAGCCGCGUAAUGUGUACGCCACAGGAGUGCACAUGUCACAGAACGUAGCAGGGAAGACGACCCACAAGACAGAGAACAGGAUCAAAUACUUCCAUUACCAUGGAACCAUUGCCAACAGGAGGGAGCCAUGCAGGCAGCUGGUCAACGCGACUGAGACAACCGUUGACAAAAUCCCUUAUGUUAUGGACACCACCAUGAGAGAUGUUGCUGGCUCUGUCAAGAGGUUCGAGCUCAGAAUGAUUGGAAACAGGUUACAAAAGACCAGGCAAUGAGAGCACAUAAAUUUUUUCCACUUUUUUUUUUUUCCUUUUUCCUUUGCAUUGUUCUUUUUCUUUUUUCUGUUAUUUUUUUGGUAAUUUCAUGUUUAAUUACAGUUGUAGAACAGGAAAUUCUUUGGUUUAGGGUUCAGA
Molecule: messenger RNA, 1812 nt
Organism: Prunus avium (sweet cherry)
Lineage: Eukaryota; Viridiplantae; Streptophyta; Magnoliopsida; Rosales; Rosaceae
Product: galactan beta-1,4-galactosyltransferase GALS3
Cellular component (GO): cytoplasm
Molecular function (GO): glycosyltransferase activity
Source: RefSeq, a predicted model, not a curated record